AUACAAAGUUUUCUUAUCCUUCAUAAAUAUAAAUUUUUUUAACAUGAAUUAACAUAAAAAACUAUUAAUACUCAAUUGGACUAUAGACCGACCACAAAGUUGGUUAGAAAAAGGAUAAUGUUGGCUGGAGGGCAGCCGCCUGGAAUUCCUCCCGUCUCUCUGCGAUUUUGCGUGAGAUUCGGAUUUGCGGUUUACUCUACCGUCUGAAGCUAUGAGCGUCACAGAGUUCGCCAUGGUCGAAGAACUGGCGUUUCUAGUAAGGGACAACCUUCGUUCAAAACAUCUGGUGCUCGCCAUGGAAGAUACCUUCGUUAAUUUCCUCCAGACCGACACCAGCUCUGAUGGCGUUCUGGAGUUGGAGCCGAUGGAUCCAUACAAUCGUCUACUCUUGCAUCGGCUCGCAGAUAUAUUUGGAUUUGCGCAUGUAUCUAUUGGGGAAGGAGAGAGUCGGCACUUGAUUUUGGAGAGGUGCCCGGAGACUUCAAUACCUGCCAUUCUAGUUAGUGACAUCUUGUUCCAGUGUGAUGAGCCUCAGUCUAUCUCAGUUCCUGACCAGGUUUUGAGAAGAGAUGAUGCCACCCCAGUGGUACAGGCAAAAACACCAUCCCUCAGUACAAUCAAGGAGAGAGAAGCUGCAUAUCUGGCUGCUCGGCUACGUAUUUUUUCAGUAGAUGGAGAGGAGGUAAGAGAACCUGUUGAGCAGAGGCCUAGGAAUGUCCCUGCAGUAGCCCGCCGAAUGAUAGCCCAUGCAUUGGGACAAAAGAUAACACCUGGCAGAGACAUAGAUUGGAAUGAGGAAAAUAAGGAAGUAGAAGAAAGCAAAUCUACUUCCGUGGAAGAUUCUCAGGAAAGCAGUUCCUCGGUCGCUAAAGGAUUGUCUCGGAAGAGUAGCAGUCAGAAUGAAAUGAGCAGGAACAGAACGAAGGAGUUUUCAAAGGAGGAACAGUCACGUGCUGCAAGGAGGAUGUUUGCAAAUGCAUUGGGUCUUCAACCAACUAAAGCUAGUCUUCCUACCACAAGAUAACAAGGUGAAGAGAAACAAGCCGGACACGGAGAGGGAAAUCAGGGUCAUUGUAACUGAUGAAUUUUUCGGUUGUCUGCAUCUGGAAAGUCGCUAGUCAGGGACGUGGCAGAUUAAGAAGGAACUCUGCUGCUUUUAUAUCACCAUUCACCAGCACUUGCAGGGCAGAACAGUUGCUAUGUUACCAGCUACUUGAGUUGAAGAAGCUGCAGUCAGCUUGCAAGAGUUUUGUUUUUCGAGUUCAUCCCUGUUGGGAGCUUGGAGUUGCAAUAUAUGGGUCGUUGUGCGGGUUUUGAAGGUCUCCCGGUACAGGAUUGCUGCCCAGAUGUUUCAAAGGAAAUGGCUGAAAAGUCCGUGAUAGCUUUGAAGCCCUAAAGUAUGAUUUGGCGAUCUUUUGGCACAGAUUAUGUACCCGUUGAAAGAUUGGGACUCCACAUUAUUCACAUACACUUAUGUUCUACAUUCACGCUUUCUCGAUCACAGAACAGGGUAGAUUUCCACUCGGUCAUGCUGCAGACGGUGCUGCUGCAGCAAAGAAAAUGCAGAAUGUGAUACUUACUGUAUUGCCAGGAAACUUCUGGUGACUGAUUUACUUAUGAACUUGGUUGUUUUGAUGGUUCGGGUACAAAUAUUACUUCCUAAUGCAGUGGUUGCUGCUAUAUGCCUAUAUGAUGACAUAUUCAUUUGAAUGAUUACAAUUUCAGUUAUAAUAACCUUUUAUGGGUUUGCCUAAAAGGGGGAGAAAGAAGAGACAGGAGGCUGCACUAGCGUUGAUCUCAAAUUGAUCCAUCCAUUUAGUGACUAGCUGGCAGAAUUGUCAACUAACAUAUAUGAUAAGUUGUUCGCAAAUUAGUAAAAUAGUUUUGACAUCAAUUCGUUUAUGGGUGGGUAAAUUCAUGAUUUGAUAUCAACCCACUCCUAAACAGGUCAAAUAGGUCGCGUAAAACAGAUCAGGUUGAAAUUGUCAUCCCUAGUGAUGGGUGGAUUGUGGGUCAUCUCAAUGACUCACACCAUAUUUUCAUUUAACAAAAUGUUUCUUAUACU
Linum trigynum is the source of this 2065-nucleotide messenger RNA. The record is from the annotation of a GenBank genome assembly. Lineage: Eukaryota; Viridiplantae; Streptophyta; Magnoliopsida; Malpighiales; Linaceae.